Molecule: messenger RNA, 1977 nt
Organism: Austrofundulus limnaeus
Lineage: Eukaryota; Metazoa; Chordata; Actinopteri; Cyprinodontiformes; Rivulidae
Gene: nmur1a
Product: neuromedin U receptor 1a
Exons: 3
Coding region: 197-1546 (449 amino acids)
Biological process (GO): neuropeptide signaling pathway
Cellular component (GO): plasma membrane
Molecular function (GO): neuromedin U receptor activity
Source: RefSeq, a predicted model, not a curated record
GUGUGUGUGUGUGUGUGUGUGUGUGUGCGUUUUACGUAUGUGCAUGAUUUGGAGUCAGGCUGGAGGAGAGAGCAGCAGACAAGGUGGAGAGUGGACGAGAGAGGCACGUUACCCACGCUGAAGACGCCAGUUUUCUGUUUACACCAUAAAAUCUGAACAAAAGCUCCUCAGAGGUAUUGGGUCAGAACCAUCACUCAUGAUGUCCAGUAACUGUUCUUUCAAUCUAAUAGAAGACAAAAGAGAAUGGCUUUGUCCUCCAGAAAACAUUUGUGCCAAUGUGACUUCAGUCAUGAACGACAGUCUAAUUGAUGUGGAUGAAGCAUGUCUGACAAACGACCAAUAUUUGGAAAAUUAUUUAGGUUAUCGUCGAUCACCCAUGUUCCUCCCAGUCUGCCUCGUCUAUCUGGUCAUCUUCUUGGUCGGCGUUGUGGGGAAUGUGCUGACAUGCACGGUCAUUGCACGCAACAAAGUCAUGUGGACGCCAACAAACUACUACCUGUUCAGCUUGGCGGUGUCAGACCUGCUGGUGCUACUACUUGGUAUGCCUCUGGAGCUGUAUGAACUGUGGCAAAAUUAUCCCUUCUUGUUUGGGAAAGGAGGCUGCCACUUCAAAAUCUUCUUAUUGGAGACCGUAUGCUUGGCGUCGAUCCUCAACGUGACGGCUCUGAGCAUCGAACGCUACAUUGCUGUGGUGCACCCACUGCGGGCAAAGUCUGUUGUGACACGUACCCACGCCAAGCGGGUCAUCCUCACCGUGUGGGGUGUUUCAGUGUUGUGCGCUGUGCCAAACACCAGCCUGCACGGGAUCCUCAUCCUCCGCAUUCGCUCUGCCGGCCCUGCUGGGGUUGAAAACCUGGACAUCCCUGACUCGGCCAUCUGCACGCUGGUAAAACCACAGUGGAUGUACAACCUGACCAUCCAGCUGACCACCUUUCUGUUUUUCAUUCUGCCCAUGGCCACAAUCAGCGUCCUCUACAUGCUCAUCGGGGUGCAGCUGAAGCGUGAAAAGAUGCGGCYGGCAUUAGAAGGCAAGUCUGGUUUCGGAAAGGACAGCUUCUGCAAUGUCCGAAUGCAGCAGCAGAAGACACGUCGCCAGCAGGUCACGAAAAUGUUGUUUGUUUUAGUGGUGGUGUUUGGCAUCUGCUGGGCCCCGUUUCACAUCGACCGCCUCAUGUGGAGUUUCAUCAGCAAAUGGACUGACAACUACCUGAGAAUCUUUGAGUAUGUGCACGUCAUCUCCGGCGUUUUCUUCUACCUCAGCUCAGCGGUCAACCCCAUCCUGUACAACCUCAUGUCCACGCGCUUCAGAGAAAUGUUCAAGGAAGUGAUGUGCCAUCGGCCGCACCACACCACCCCGAGGAAACACUCGCUCAGUGUGACCCGAGUGACGCUUCGCAGCACCCUGAGUGACGCCCCGCUCAGCAACGGAGCCGCUGUUGUUGAAGCUGAGGCGGAGGGUGGAGGGAGACAGGAAGGUGAAAGACCGGGAGAAUUUGUCUCGUUAAAGACAACUUUGAGGUCAUGCAAAGAGGACAGGGUUUGCUGAAUGGUCUUUGGUUUAAAGGGCUGCCAUGUUCUGAAUCAGUGCGCCCAUGUGAUCAGAAACUGCACUGUGGACGUAUUAAAUGAAAGACACACGACUUCUUAAGWCUAAAGUGUUCAUUGCACUAAAAUUUUAAAAAGAUAACCAUUAACCCAACAGGUACACUAUGAAUAUGACCUCCGUCGAUCAUGCUGGGUAACGCAAACACUCGAUACAAUAAAGCUUUAAAAUAUGGAUGUACAGUACCAACUGUACAUAAACUGUACUGUAAAUAUAGAUAUUCUACGCACAUGAUCAGUUUUGUCAAUGUACAUUCAAAUUAAGUUAAGCAGUCUGCAAACUUUCCAAUCAAAAGAACAAUUUCUGCUAUUUACUGGAAAUUUUACUUAGCUUUGAUCAAAACGUUGUUACUCCUAAUUUUUGGUGUUAACAGA